AUGAAAUGCGGUGGAUUUAAGCUUCAGAUGGGUGAGGAUGUUUCCAUCUUAGCAGGCCGACGUGGGAAGCAUUACGGAACAGUGGGUGGGUGCAUUAGGCCUGCAGAAUCCUACAAGCUUCAUUAUAUUGAGCCGGAUGAUACUCUUGUCUCCAUAGCUGUCCGAUAUGGCACAAGCGUUCAACAUCUGAAACUACUCAACCACCUGUGGGUAACAGAUAUUUCGAACUUGAGGACGUUGAAGGUACCAGAUGAAUCGCCAUCAAUGGGUCAUCCAUUGGAUGCUUUCGAACUAACGCCCACGAAACAAAAAUCCGCUUCCGCAAAGGACGAGUGUGAUGAACUUCCAUCAGCUAGUGCCUACAUCAGAGGUUUAUUCGAACGCGUACAACGAGCCAAGGAAUCUGCCCGAUCCGUUCUGGAGAACAGCAGGGGCUUACACUGCCGUAUUGACCACGUUGUUCUCAGUGGAAAUAGGUGGGCAGACCGUGGGGCAUUACAGGAGGCUGGAUACACAUUCAACCGAUCAGGAACUGCACAGGAACCUGGCAUAGCAAGUCAUUCCGUUGAGUCAAUGGCUGCGGGACCGGUCAUCCAAGAAAAUGCCAACAGCCGUUGCCUCGCGGUUUGGACUUCCGAGUCAAAGGCUCAAGGUGGGUUACCUCAACCAAACCCCCUUCUCCGGCUAAUGCAACCGGGAAGUAGCAUUCGCUUUUGUAACUCUUCGCUGACCAGUCUUCCCCGACAUCCGUCCCCAUCCGUCUGA
This is a messenger RNA of Opisthorchis viverrini, 765 nucleotides long. RefSeq lists its product as hypothetical. The coding region runs from base 1 to 765 and encodes 254 amino acids. NCBI's taxonomy places the organism in Eukaryota, Metazoa, Platyhelminthes, Trematoda, Opisthorchiida, Opisthorchiidae. The record is from RefSeq and is a predicted model, not a curated record. The transcript has 4 exons.